Messenger RNA from Lathyrus oleraceus (garden pea), 2928 nucleotides. Its product is annotated as protein NUCLEOLAR FACTOR 1. NCBI's taxonomy places the organism in Eukaryota, Viridiplantae, Streptophyta, Magnoliopsida, Fabales, Fabaceae. The record is from RefSeq and is a predicted model, not a curated record. The transcript is spliced from 24 exons. Gene Ontology annotation, molecular function: U3 snoRNA binding; rRNA binding. Gene Ontology annotation, cellular component: nucleolus; small-subunit processome. The coding region runs from base 309 to 2345 and encodes 678 amino acids. Gene Ontology annotation, biological process: maturation of SSU-rRNA from tricistronic rRNA transcript (SSU-rRNA, 5.8S rRNA, LSU-rRNA).
AGAAUUAGGGUUGACAAAAAAACAAACAAAACAGAACGGCAAAGUGUUCACUGCACUCACAGAGCGUUAACGUCUCCGGCUGCCUCAUCAUCAUCUGCACCGAACGUCUUCACGUUCAUCCCUCCGCCGCCUCACCAACUACCGUUCCAUUACACGUUCAUCCCUCCGCCGAUUCCAACACUACAGUCAGUGUGGUGCUCGAGUCCUAAGUCGCAAACGUGUUACCGGAAAAUACCAACGGUGCUGAGUUUAGUGUGCUACCGGAAAAUACCAACGGCGAGAAAUCAUAUAAACCAAACCCUAAUACUAUGAAGAGGUGUAAACACGCCCCUCCUACUUCUUCCAACCUGAAAAGGAAAAAGAAAGAAGAUGACGGUAAGAAAAAAAAGAAAGGUAGAAGGGAGGAGAAAGCGAUAAAUGUUGACAUCAUUGAAUCUGAGAGCUUGCUGGAGAAUGACAGUGAUGGAGAAGGGUUGGACGAUGAUUCUCCUAGAAGCAAUGUUGUGGAAAGCAUGCUGCAAGAUCCCGAUGACAAUGGUUCUGGAUUAAUAGAAGGUUCUGAGACUGAAGAGGACAUUGAGUUUUCUUAUUCAGAUGAAGAGGAUAUUAUGACAAAUGGUGGAGCAACAUCUAAGGAUUCAGUGGAUUUGAGCUCUUUUGAUUUACAUUUGCAACAUAAUUUAUCAAAAGAGGAAAUUGACAACCAAAAGAAUUUGAAAUUCAGCUGGGAUGUACCAGUUAUUGGUGUCUCAAAUUGCAAAUGGAUAGGAACUGGAGAAAAUAUCUUGGAGGAUUUUGAUAUCAACUCCUGUCCUGGUCUGAAGACAAAGUUACAUGAGCAUUGGAUGGAAGUGUCCAAGACAUCUGGAGGCAAGGAUAUUAAUUCACCUAAACAGCAGAUGUUUUUCUCCCUUUGCAGCAGCUACCGGGAUAUACUUCACUGUAACAAGAGACCAUUCUAUUUAAAAGGCCUUGAAGACAUAAGCAUCAUGGAUGCAUACAUAAUGCAUUCUCUAAAUCACGUCUUCAGAACUAGAGAUUGUGUUAAAAAGAAUGAUGCUGAACUGUCUAGGCUUGAAGAGGGCGCUGAUAGUGAGAGAUUCCGAGAUCAAGGGUUUCUUCGUCCUAAGGUUUUGAUUUUGUUGCCAUUGGCAAGUAUUAUGUACCGUGUUGUAAAGAGGCUUAUACAACUUACACCUUCAGCUUACAAGGUCAAUGUUGAGCAUAUGGAUCGAUUUUCCACUAAAUUUGGAGCUGAAGAACAUAAAGGUGACAAGGAAAAUGACGAAGAACCUGAAAAUGCAGACGCUCAGAAGUCAUCCAAACCGGACGACUUUCAAUUACUUUUUGAAGGCAAUAAUGAGGAUGACUUUAUGAUUGGCAUCAAAUUUACUAGGAAGACGGUCAAGUUGUUCAGUGAUUUCCAUACAUCUGACUUAAUUAUUGCUUCACCACUUUGUUUGGUUAAUAAAAUUGAAGAGACCGGAAGCAAUAAGGAAAAAGAUGUAGAUUUUCUUUCGUCUAUAGAGGUUCUCAUUAUUGAUCAUGCAGAUGUAAUAGCAAUGCAGAAUUGGUCUCAUGUGCAUACAGUUAUUGAACACUUGAACCGCUUACCAUCAAAGCAACCCAGAACAGAUGUUAUGCGCAUUAGACCAUGGUAUCUUGAUGAGCAUGCCAGAUUUUACAGGCAAACAAUAAUUCUGGGUUUUUUCUCGAAUCCAGAUAUAAACGCUUCAUUCAAUCAUCAAUGUUCUAAUUAUGAAGGGAAGGUGAAGUUGAUGUGUGAAUAUAAAGGUGUUCUACACAAAGUGCUCCCUAAAAUUCAACAGGUUUAUGUACGGUUUAAUAUAGACUCAAUAGUAGAGGCUGAUGACAACCGUUUUGAUUAUUUUGUGAAGAAGGUUUUCCCAAAAAUAAAAGAUUCUGAUGAGGGAGGGAUCAUGCUAUUUAUCAGUUCUUACUUCGAAUUUAUUCGAAUCCGAAAUUUUUUAAAGUCGCAGGAUGCCUCCUUCUGUCUGCUUGGGGAAUAUUCAACCCAAAAGGAUAUUUCUCGUGCGCGUCUUUGGUUCUUUGAAGGGAAAAGAAAAAUCAUGCUUUACACUGAGAGAUCUCAUUUUUACCACAGAUAUAAGAUUCGCGGAGUUAAGAAUUUAAUCAUGUAUUCUCUCCCAGAGAGGAAGGAGCUUUAUCCUGAGAUUGUAAAUGUGCUUGAUGGGUCUGAAAACACUGCGUGUACCGUCCUUUUUUCGCCCCUCGACAAGUUUCGGCUGGAAAGAAUAGUUGGAACUACGCCAGCGAAAACCAUGGUGGCUUCGGAGAAACCUGUUUUUGUUUUUUGCGAUUAGAUUUCUGCUCUACUCCAAGGUUGUAACAAUGCAAAGCAGCUUGCUUCUGAUUAAUAGGCUCUUGGAACUGAUUCUACUCCAAGGUUGUAACAAUCCAAAGCAGCUUGCUUCUCUGAUUAAUAGGCUCUUGGAACUGAUUCUACUCCAAGGUUGUAACAAUGCAAAGCAGCUUGCUUCUGAUUAAUAGGCUCUUGGAACUGAUUCUACUCCAAGGUUGUAACAAUGCAAAGCAGCUUGCUUCUGAUUAAUAGGCUCUUGGAACUGAUUUCGACAAGAAGAUAUAAUCAAUUUGGUUUUUCUGAGUGGUUGAAGAAUGAAAUGAUACUGGCUCUUACCGAACAAAACUCAUGGAGGAUAACUUUUCUUUGGGAGUUUUUUUUCUUCUUAUAUCCAUCUUGGUUUUAUUCAGUUUUAUGUAACUAUAGAUUUUUUUUGUGUACGUAACAUGCAUGCAGAAGUAAUUUAAAAGGAACAAUAUUUAAAAUUGGUAUUCAUUCACAGAUUGGUGAUGAAAUAUUAAUUUCUAGAAAUUUAUUAUUUUUUAAUAUGUAAAAUGAAAUCAAUUGUUUGUUCUUUGCUUUUA